AUGCUGGCUUGCUGGCUGCAGCUAGGCGUCGAGGCUAGUAAGUCCGCUAUCACGCAUGAGGACCCAUAUGCAAUGCCGUUUUUCGCCAAUCGCCCUGGGCUUACGGCCUCCGCGAUGCCAUCAAUCACAGUUCACGUAGCUCUCGAACCACCUCUGUGA
This is a messenger RNA of Alternaria arborescens, 159 nucleotides long. RefSeq lists its product as hypothetical. Bases 1 to 159 code for a protein of 52 amino acids. The transcript is spliced from 2 exons. Lineage: Eukaryota; Fungi; Ascomycota; Dothideomycetes; Pleosporales; Pleosporaceae. The record is from RefSeq and is a predicted model, not a curated record.